Messenger RNA from Cyanidioschyzon merolae strain 10D, 2205 nucleotides. Its product is annotated as excinuclease ABC subunit C. Gene Ontology annotation, molecular function: DNA binding; excinuclease ABC activity; protein binding. Gene Ontology annotation, cellular component: excinuclease repair complex. The transcript has a single exon. Gene Ontology annotation, biological process: nucleotide-excision repair. Bases 1 to 2205 code for a protein of 734 amino acids. NCBI's taxonomy places the organism in Eukaryota, Rhodophyta, Bangiophyceae, Cyanidiales, Cyanidiaceae. The record is from RefSeq and is a predicted model, not a curated record.
AUGACCUUCUGUAGACAUUACGUCUACUUUAUAGCGCCGUUUCAUACGCGGCGUGAAACGCGUGCGUUCCUCAGGCCGCACCUCGUGAAAAAAGCGAGCCAGCAGCUGUGUCCGCAGCAGCAGCUACCGCAAAGUACCUACAAAAGCCGUGCGUUUCAGGCGUCGGGGACAACGCCCGGCCCACAGGUCCCGAGUUUACCGGAAAAAGGUGAAACUGGGGCAAGUUCGGAUCGCUGGCAGCGACUGCGGCCGCAAAUACUUGCGCUGCCUCGUUCGUGCGGUGUCUACUUUUUUCGGGACCGCAAAGGUCGUCUCCUGUACGUUGGCAAGUCGCUAUGCAUUCAGGAGCGUGUGGCCUCAUAUUUCCGAACCUCUUCCGUCGAACAACGAGGUAGACAAGUAAUCGCUGCUCUAGACAGCGUUGAUCGAGUGGAAUACUUCGUGACUGGGAACGAAGUGGAGGCGCUCGCCGUCGAGUCCAACUUCAUCCGUGAGCACCAGCCCCCCUACAAUACACUACGCAAAGAUGACAAACGUUUUCCUUUUGUGCGCGUCACUUGGAGCGAAAUGUAUCCGCGCUUGGUGGUGACUCGCCAGAGGCCCCGCGUCAAUCAGAACACUCGCGGUCGAGAUCGCGUAUAUGGGCCUUUCGUCGAUUCAAAGCUCCUCAACCAUGUGCUUCGCUUUAUUCAGCGCACUUUUCCGAUGCGACAGCGGGCGCAGCCUCUUUUUCGGGAUCGACCUUGUCUGAAUUAUGACAUUGGUGUAUGUCCGGGAGUCUGCCAGAAACAGGUAGACACAACGACAUAUCGAGAGGCUGUUCGCAGGGCCGAGCUCUGUUUGCAAGGCCGCGUAACACAGGUCUUGAGCGAAUUACAAGCAGAUAUGCAGCACGCAGUUAAGAAAGAGGAUUACGAACGCGCUGCAAGUCUACGCGACGCGAUGCGGGCGCUGCAGCGGAUAGCCGUCGAGUCAACGGUCGGCGUCGUUUCGAACCUGACACAACGGGUUCUGCUCAUGAAUGCCGAUUUUUCUGCCGAUGUCGCCGCAGCGGCCAUCACGCAAGAUGGAAAGAUUGUAUCGAUUGAACUUAUCCAAAUGCGGGAUGGUAUGGUGAUGAAUCGAUUACACUUCAGCCUUCGCGUUUCACCUCUGGUACGGGACACCGAAAUGACCCACGCGCAGGGUUCGCGGGAGCAGUUGGAUCACAUCGCAGCUGCCGUAUUACAGCAAACGCUGAUUGAGCAUUAUGCAAACCUUACGGAUGCUAAUGAGAAUCCGGAUGGGAUUCUGGUUUAUCCUGCUUUACAGGAUCAUUCGAUCUUGGAAAAGUUAUUUCAGGAGCGGUGGCGCUCCCGUCGAGUGCGUGUCGAAACACCUCGAACAGGAUUACGGGCAGAGCUCGUACAACUGGCGAAAGAGAACGCGGAGGCGCAUCUAAAGGAUGCCUACAACCAGAUCACGAACGCGGUGGGUCCGCUCGAAGAUCUGGCCAUGCGCCUUGGCCUUGCGCAACGUCCAUUUCGAAUCGAAUGCUUCGAUAUCAGUCAUCUCAGUGGGACGUGCGUAGUCGCUUCGCAGUCCGUCUUUUUAGAUGGUGUACCUGCACCGCAUGCCUAUCGUCGCUAUCGCCUGAAUCAAAACGAUUCUGACCCUGCGAAGGGCGCGAACGAUCUCCUGAAUAUGCAACAGGUUCUGCGACGUCGUUUUCGACGUGCCGCAGAAUCGGCGCCUGUCGACUUGCCGGAUCUCGUGCUGAUCGAUGGUGGCAUUGAGCAACUGAAAGCCGCAUGCAGCGCCCUCGAAGCAUGCGGACUCAGUCCACGGACAGGAGCGCCUAAUCUCAUCGCCCUGGCGAAGCGAGAUGAAGAGGUCUUCACCCUGCAUUCAACGAGCCCUCUACAGCAUUUUCGGGAUGGAUCCGUGGACUCGAUGGCGUUGCGCCUGCUUCGCCAUAUUCGUGACGAGGCGCACAACUUUGCCCUGCAAUACCACCGCCAACUGCGAAACAGGGGCACUAUGGCUUCCGUCCUGGAACGCAUUCCUGGUUUAGGACCUGUGCGUAUUCAAAUCUUACUGAAUCAUUUUGGUUCGUUCGAGGGAAUUUUCGGAGCUGGUUACCAGCAAUUGGCAGCGAUUCCUCGGAUCGGAGAGAAGUUGGCUCAGCGCAUUCAUGAGUAUCUGCAUGAAACGACUGGAAACUAG